AUGAAAACACAGAUCCCAUUAGUUGUGUCUCCUUCAGAGCUAGGAAGACCCUCAACUCCCUCCUUCACACUCGCGCGACUUCCAGCCGAAUUGUCCAAAGAUCUUUUGGAAGAGUCAAUUGCUGAUGCAAAUGAUGCUUUACGGAUGUGUCGAAAACUUGCUGCGGACGUAGCGGGCAUUGAGGAACGAAAGGCGCCGUUUGAAGCCUGGAAGAAGCAGGCAAUCCGCAAGGUCGCCCCGGGAUAUCUUGAUAAUGGCCUUCACAUCAUGUCGCCAACAAGACGAGGGGAAUCAGAGGUGAAGGAGGAAGAAAAGGUAGAGGAAUUCGAGGAAAAGGAUCAGGCAUUGAACGGUCUAGAACAGCUGAUUGCGAACGCAAGGAUUAGCUAG
Molecule: messenger RNA, 390 nt
Organism: Kuraishia capsulata CBS 1993
Lineage: Eukaryota; Fungi; Ascomycota; Pichiomycetes; Pichiales; Pichiaceae
Exons: 2
Coding region: 1-390 (129 amino acids)
Source: RefSeq, a predicted model, not a curated record